Puntigrus tetrazona (Sumatra barb) is the source of this 1786-nucleotide messenger RNA. Its product is annotated as Ferritin light chain, oocyte isoform-like. Bases 497 to 1087 code for a protein of 196 amino acids. Gene Ontology annotation, cellular component: cytoplasm. The record is from RefSeq and is a predicted model, not a curated record. Gene Ontology annotation, biological process: intracellular iron ion homeostasis; iron ion transport. The transcript is spliced from 3 exons. NCBI's taxonomy places the organism in Eukaryota, Metazoa, Chordata, Actinopteri, Cypriniformes, Cyprinidae. Gene Ontology annotation, molecular function: ferric iron binding; ferrous iron binding.
GGGCGCUUUUAAAAGGCGUACUGAACCAAGCACGCAUAUUUAAAGAAUAUUAUAUUAUCCUCAAGAACAUUACAAUGCAGGCUGCAAGCGCAGCUAAGACCAACAAACGUGUUUAGGCUCUUCAGCAGAGAAACUGCCAUGAAAUGAUAAUACUACUGAUGGCAUAAUGAUUAGAUACAGCCGUUCGAGAUGAUUUGGUAUGAUUAGUUUGUUAAUAUAACAGCAAACGCGAGUUAAAACACGACGUGCCACUUAGGCAUCCACCCACUGUAGACCGGAUGAACUUGACAGAAUGAACGGGAAACGUUUGCAAGUUUCGUCCUCUAACAGCAACCGUCGCCCCUGAAUUUUAGCUCGUCGCUAUUUCAUCACCAGUUCGUUUAUUUCUUCAGACGGCGGGAAAUGCGACGCGCCGAGCCGCGCGAGGACACGGCGAAACGCGCGAAAUCACCGAGACCUGUUCGUUGAAGGCACCGGCGUCCGUUGCCGCGCGAACAUGUCGGAACCGAGAGUAAAGCGAAUAAAAACGUGCCUUCCCCUCUGUGAAACGCAUUUAUCUUCCGCUGAGAGUCCGGCGAGGCAAAACUUCCCGACUGUCGUGGAGGAAGGUCUGUGUGGGGUUUCCACUUUGCUUAUGGAGGUCUCUUACAGACUGGAAGCGCUGGCCGAAACCUUCGAGCGGAGUGAUCUGGCUUUACCCAGAGUCUCAGCGUAUUUUCAUCAGGAAUCGGCGAAGGAACUAGAGCGGGCGGAAACCAUGCUGCAGUAUCUGUCCCAGCGCGGAGGAAAACACUGCAGCAAGAACAUCCAGAGGCCGGGCGCUGAAGGUGUGCGUGCUGUCCUUCCUGCUCUGGAGCUCACGCUGGACCAGUGGAAGGAGGAGAUGAGCGUCAUGCUGGAGCUGAAUCAGCUGGCGUGUGAGUACGGAGACCCACACACCGCCAGCGUUAUCAAGAGUCGCUUCAUUCAGCCCCUCGCCCCGAAGGUCAAACUCGUCGGUGACCUCUUGACCGGCGCUCGCAGAGACGGCACGGGCGGCUUCGGCGAGUACCUCAUCGACCGGCUGCAAGACACGCUGACCGCUUAGACUUCCUCUCCGUUAACCGUUUAAGAAGCAGGUUUGCGCCGUAAAAAGUGAUUAUUCAGAGUAAUCAGUUACACAAAGAUCACUGAAGGGCCUUUUACAAUUACAAAAACGAAAUGCAAUGCAUUUGUGAAAUUUACAGGCCUAAUAAUGUUAAUACCUAAUAUAUAGGUAUAUAUUUUUAUAGUAAGGUAUUUUUUUUUUGUGACUCUUCGGCCCUAAACAAAAUACAUAUUACAUAUCACAUAUUGUCUGAAACAGAUUACAUAUUGGUCCAAAAGGGAAAAUAAAGUGCAUAAAUGCACUCAAAAUAGUGCCAGGUUUGCAUGCAACAAGUCUUUCCAGUUAGAUUUUUUAAUGUCCUUCCAGUAAAAUCAAUGUGUUCUUCAGUAAACUUAUGCAGUAAGCUGAAUAAGAGUUUAAACUCUCUUAUUAUUAUUAUUAUUAUUAUUAUUAUUAUUAUUAUUAUUCACUUUGCAGUGCUUCACAGUUAUGUAUGUAACACUCCAUCAACACUAUGUGUGAAAAACACAUUUCUUUCAAAAAGCCUUCUUUUUAAAAGUAAAUCUAUACACUUUGUUCAUUGAGCGGUAUUUCAUAUUAAAAUGGCAUUUGUAUUUUUGCUAAAUUUUUGAAUAUUUUACCUUAGACUUUUGCUGUAUGUUAUUCUGCACCGUUUUGAAUAAACUUUUUACGAAUAAA